Caenorhabditis elegans is the source of this 2628-nucleotide messenger RNA. RefSeq names its product C2H2-type domain-containing protein (gene ZC15.1). Lineage: Eukaryota; Metazoa; Nematoda; Chromadorea; Rhabditida; Rhabditidae. Bases 1 to 2628 code for a protein of 875 amino acids. The transcript is spliced from 5 exons. The record is from RefSeq and is marked reviewed.
AUGUUCCGUGCAAACGCAGCACUCAACAAUAACCCACCUGGAGCGGCCUAUCCACCGAAGGGUCCUAGGAAGAACUACGAAGGCCCAGCACAUUGUACACUGGCUGCCCUCCUCAAAAGAUCCGUCCCGCUGACCGACGAGGACAUCAUCGUAUUCGCCGAUCGUGAAGGAAACUGGCCCCUGGAAUAUGUCCCCGCAGACCCACUAGCAAAAGGAGGACUGCGUGCCUACGUCUGGAACGAAAGUAGACCGGACCCUCAAACCCAUCUGGAAGAAUCAUUAACCCGCUGCCCCGAACUCGGCAAAUGUAAGGAUUUGGAAGUUUAUUUCCUGAAAAACGCUCGUGCCCAAAACGUUCCGCGCAAAGAUCCGUCGCUGCCCAGUGGCAGAUGCAACCUGUGUGGAAGUCACUACUUUGGAUUUGACAUGAAUGACCACAAAGUCAGAGGAUGCCCGUUCAACAAGCUCAGCCCUGCUCAGAGACUUCGCUUCCAGGCUAUCAAUAACCUGGCGUACUGCCAACACUGCCACUCCAGAAGCCCAGAUCACACCAAGUCACGUCAUUGCUCACCGAGGAAAUGUGAGAACUGUGGAGACUUCGGCCAUCAAAUGGAGCAAGCGAUAUGUGAAGAAAAUAUCGGAAUCGAUUCAACCUACUGGCAAGAGCAACAAGAACGUUACGUCAAAACCUCGAGAAUAAAAUCUAUCGAACGCAUCCAGAAAGCAGCAAUCACAGGUCAACUCAAAUAUGCCACGUAUCUCGACAGCGCCGACACCUUGAUCUGCCAACGUGUACGAGAAAGAGCCGACAUCGCAGGAUGGGGUCCGUUCUUUGACGACGACAAGCAAUUUCCCAGGCUGGCCUUCUACCACUACAUUAACAACAGGACAAAUGCACCGGUUCACUACCCGACUUUAGUCCCGGCGGAAUACGAUGUCAAUAAGAUCUUGCCUACCCCGCAGUUGACACCACCGGAAGCAGCAUAUCUGAUGGAAGUAGCGAAAGCUGUCACAACCUACAGACAGACUAAAGAUCGUGCCAACACUCGUGCACCGACAUGGCCCGCUGGUUUGGCUGCCCAGACGUAUACUCCAACCGUCAGAGACCGCGAAGGCUUCAAGCCAGUAAAACAGUCUCCGCCGCCGGAAACUUGGACCCAAGAUCAAUGGAACGAGGUGGAGCAAGAUUGCAAGGUCACCGACGAGUGGCACAUAUUCCAAGAAAGUGAAGACACAACCCAUCCGAACACGCUCACCGACAGAGCAGUGAGAUACAGACCGGGAGAAGGAACAUCAGGAGCUCCAACGCUGCCCCCAGCAGACGAUGAAGCGGACGAGCAACUUGCCGCCGAUGAAGCGGACGAGCAUCCUGCAACCGAUGAUGCGGAGGAGCCUCCUACAGUCGAGGACACGGAAGAUCAGAGACAGAAUGAGCUGACGGAGAUUAAUAACCUUGGACCAGCCAUGUGGCAUUGUGACAAAGUCAUCAUCAUGGACGAAUUCCCAGCACGCCCAGCAUUCCAAGAGGUUCCAUUCUACCUGUUCCAACAACUACCGGAACCAGUCGACAAAAGAACACUGAUCAUCCGCAUCGGAGCAAUUCAAUACCUUCUCACCGGACAACAAGAUGCUAGACAAGGAGUCUACUCGGCUGCCCCCAUCGACGAGAUCGAAGAAUACCUCAAAGCAAUUGUCAACUGGGCCCGCUUUUUGAAGCAAGAAGACUGGACACUGGUCCAAUUUCAAACCAGAUACCAUCUCGCCGCGUGCGGACGCAUUACGAUUGGAGAGUGGACAGACGCUGCCCAAAUCCCUGCAUUUGACCUAUGGCAGAGACAAGAUGUACAAGCUGCCACUGCAGCCAUCUUCAGACCGAGAGUCUUCCGCGAACAAAACCACCCGUUCGAUAACAUCCCUCAAUACAUACGUCCAUGGUUUGACUUCAAUAUCCCGCAGGAAUCCCAGGCAAUGCCAAACUCAGAGCUUCAACAUCAGGAGGAAAUGAGACUGGCCGCUGCCAUGCAAAAGGAUACACUGGUGUUUAGAGACGGAACCCGCGUUCAUGACAUCAUCAAGCUCGAAUUCACGAUCACGAAAAACCCACCGGCUGCCCUCAAGGCGUACCAGGCGCGAAAUACCUGGAUGCAGCAACAACUGACAGGACUGAAACCCAAAGACGUACUCGUAGGCUUCGAACCUAACGACGUGAAGCAAUACUAUCGCUUUCUCCUGGCUGCCACCCACUGGCUCUGGAAAGUCAGAAAGACAAAAAUGAUCGUGAACGUCAUAGCAUCCAGCUGCACACAGCAGAUCGCAAUUGGAAACGCAUCCGGCCACCAGAUGUUUAUCCCGACCUUUUCGCUCUUCGUGAGACGCCGCAGUGAGGUCCUUGACUGGGAGAGUUUCGGUAGACGCAAUCACAACCUACCGAAGUUACCACGUAACAUACGAGCAUCAAAAACGCACUUAGCUCAUGGAAAACACAAAUUUCCACUCUCGUCAGACCAAUCACGAUUCUACGGACAUACAUCUCAUCAUGGAUUCCUCCAUAAUCCACCCACGGACAUACAGCCCCUCGCGGCUGCAAUACCUUCAAUAGGAAUCAUGGAUUUCCCUACAAUCCAUUAA